Messenger RNA from Sinocyclocheilus grahami, 763 nucleotides. RefSeq names its product gastrula zinc finger protein XlCGF7.1-like. NCBI's taxonomy places the organism in Eukaryota, Metazoa, Chordata, Actinopteri, Cypriniformes, Cyprinidae. The transcript has a single exon. Bases 2 to 715 code for a protein of 237 amino acids. Gene Ontology annotation, molecular function: DNA-binding transcription factor activity, RNA polymerase II-specific; sequence-specific DNA binding. Gene Ontology annotation, biological process: regulation of transcription by RNA polymerase II. Gene Ontology annotation, cellular component: nucleus. The record is from RefSeq and is a predicted model, not a curated record.
GAUGACACUGAAAGAGGAGAGUCAAGAACUCAGUGUUCAGCAUGAGAAAUAUGAUUUCAUGACUGGAGAAAAAUCAUUUAGAUGCUCGCAUACUGAAAAGACAGCAAAUAGAAGUUAUUUCACCUGCCAACAGUGCGGGAAAAGUUUCACCAGAAAAGGAAAUCUUGAAGUCCACAUGAGAGUUCACACCGGAGAGAAACCUUUCACCUGCCAACAGUGUGGGAAGAGCUUCAUUAAAAAACCAAACCUUAAAAACCACAAGAGAAUUCAUACAGGAGAGAAGCCUUACACAUGCUCUCAGUGUGGGAAAAGUUUUAAACAUAAACAACACCUCGAUGACCACAUGAGGAUUCACUCUGGAGAGAAGCCUUACACCUGCUCUCAGUGUGGAAAGAGUUUCACUCACAGAGGAAACCUUGGAGACCACAAGAGAGUUCACACCGGAGAGAAGCCUUUCACCUGCAAACUGUGUGGAAAGAACUUCAUUCGAAAACCAAACCUUAAAUACCACAUGAGAAUUCACAGUGGAGAGAAACCUUUCAUAUGUUCUCAAUGUGGAAAAAGUUUUAAACAUAAACAACACCUCGAUGACCACACGAGGAUUCACUCUGGAGAGAAACCUUUCACCUGCCAACAAUGUGGAAAGAGCUUCAUUCAAAAAGGAAACCUUAACAAACACAUGAAGAUUCACAAGGGAGAAAGACCGUUUACAUGAGUUUCGGACGUAAAGUAGCUCUUUAACGUGUACUAUCACACCGUUAUU